Molecule: messenger RNA, 1824 nt
Organism: Amaranthus tricolor (Joseph's coat)
Lineage: Eukaryota; Viridiplantae; Streptophyta; Magnoliopsida; Caryophyllales; Amaranthaceae
Exons: 3
Coding region: 158-1471 (437 amino acids)
Molecular function (GO): zinc ion binding; nucleic acid binding
Source: RefSeq, a predicted model, not a curated record
UUUGGUUGUAUUGCUGAAUCCUGAUUUUGUGGCUUUUCAAGGUUAAAGAGCCUUUUCACUUCGCUCACUCUCAGUUCACUCACUCAAUUACUCUUAACUUUUCUGCUCAAUUGUUCUUGUACUCUGUAAAACCUAAUUUUCAAUUCAGUUUGCAACUAUGAAUUUCGAAUUUCGUUCAACCCUAAAAAAAUCUUCGACAUCCGAUUAUCAUUCACCUCCCUCAAGUAGUUUUCUCAACCCUGACAACGUCUCUUUCUACACUUACCAAGCUAUUCGAGCGGGGUUUACAAAUGCAGACACAAUCGCUCGAGAAAUUGAAGGAAACCCUAAUGAUAUGCGGAAAUAUCAGAGGGAACUGGAGAAGGAGAGAAUUCGGGCUGAAAUAAUCGCCGAAGAGGUUUAUAGGAGGAAAAUUUUGGAAGAUGAAGUCAGAAGAGAAUUGAUGCUUGAGAGAGAAGUUGCUUUCAGACGAGGACUUGGUUCGUCGGCAAUGCCGUUUCAAUCUCGGAUUCCAUUGAUGAUGAAUUUUGAUGACCACAUAGGUGGUAGAGCUAGGUUUCAAGGGUCCCAAUUGAUGCCAUUUCAGAGGGAUCCUGUUGUUGCUGGGAACGGGAAUGAACUAUCUUUGGGUGUGAAAUUGAAGGAGAUUAAGGCUUUAAAAAGACCUGCUUCUGCUCUAGAAGGGAUUAAGGAUAACAUUAUUCUCUUGGCUAAGCCCGAUGUAUCUGACUUGAAGCGUAAAGCUGUUACACCACCAACUGUAUCUCCUAUUGACCAAUCUGCUGAGCCAAAGAAGCCGAAAACCAAAGAAGAGUGGAGUUGUGCUCUAUGUCGUGUUACUGCAACAAGUGAGCGAGCGUUGAAUGAUCAUCUUCAGGGGAAGAAACACAAGGCGCGAAAGAGUGGGUUGAAUUCGCGGAGAACAGGCUUUGGUACUGGCCCGUUGCCGAUGACAAAUAGUACUACUAGUACUAUUAAGCCCAUCAUAGUUCUUGGCAUUAGUAGUUCAUGCUGUAAGGAGAAAAACAAUCUACAAGAUGGUGAAUCAUCAUUGGGGCCAGUUGACAACAUAUCAACACAAGAAAUCUCAGGCACUGAGGCUAAAAAAUCCUAUGAGAAUGGAAAAGUUGGAGAAACAGAUAUACCUCAAAAAACAAAUGCAGAUGCCAAACUGAAAAAUUUUAAAUUUGUGUGUGAAAUAUGUCGAAUUGGAACUCACUCGCCGAAGGUACUGAACGCCCAUAAGAAGGGAAAACGACAUCUAGCCAAAGUUAUGGAGGUUAAUAAAACCAACGAAAUCUCAGCUCAGAAAGUCGAAGUUGAGACAGAAGAAAAGAAGGAAGUGGAUAUAGAAAGCGAAGCAGUGGAAGUACCGGAAGAAGGUCGUUUUCGUAAUGUUAGCGUUGAAAAGGACUAUGUUAAUUUGCUUGACACUGUCGAGGUCGUUUCAGUCGUAGCAGAAAAUGAGUGACAAUAGUCGGGUGAUUACUAGUCGAGUUGGUUAGAUUGCUGAUCAACUAACUGUUGUGUAAAAUAAACGAUGGUAAAGAAGCAAGCAAGACUGUGAGGGUAAAACCUUCAUCGAAAUGCAAUUUCACAAGCUAAACUGUAGUUAAGCACGGUAAAUUAUUAGGAUCUUGUUAAAAGGGGCAUCCUGAGCUGAAGUCUGCUUGGUUUUCUAGUCAGGAACUUGUAACUAAAUUUAACAGACAUAUUAUCUGAAAAUUAUUAAUUAUCUAAGAUUUUUUAACACUUUAACCAAAAUUUGUGGUGACAUUUAACUAUAGACUCAACAAGGGGUGCGCUUGGUUUGGGGAAAAAUAC